ACGUCACUUUCCAAACUCAAAACCUUAAAUAAAACAAAGCCUCAAAGUAAAGUCACUCUUUAAGUCAAAAAAAAAAAAAAAAACACCCUCUAAGUGUCUCCUUGUACUUUUCACCCUAAGACCAUGUCUUUGACACCUUCGUCUCUUGUUCCCAUUUUCCUUCUCGUCCUUGUUUUCAUUUUUCCUCUCAUAGGAAUAGCUAAAGAAUCUUCUCUUGGAGAGAUUCUUCGAAGCCAUGGCCUUCCAACUGGUCUCUUUCCUCAGAGUGUGAAAUCAUUUAAAUUGGAUCAAAUGGGACGUUUAGAGGUACACUUGGAUCGUCCUUGUUUGGCUCAAUAUGAAACCACUGUGUUCUUUGACACUGUUGUAAAAGCCAACCUCAGUUUCGGACAACUUAAGGUUUUGGAGGGUAUGUCUCGUGAAGAGCUUUUCUUGUGGCUACCUGUUAAAGAUAUCAUUGUUACUGAUCCAAAAUCUAGUGUAAUUGUCAUUGAUAUUGGUUAUGCCUUCAAACGUCUCUCUUUCUCUCGUUUUGACGAACCUCGCAUUUGUAGAUCUCAUCAUGGACUUGCGUCGUUUCCAAUGGGCGGAAGGAAUGAUAUUGGUUUUGGAGAUCAGUGAUACUAAGUCUAUUCGUAUGUAUGAAAGGAUGGAUUAGCCCAUUUCAAUUUUGGGAGUUAUGUAUGAAAAACUAUAUUUAUGAAAAAUGUGCAACUCCUAUAAAGUACUAAUGCCAUCCAAUAAUUGAAUGGAAUUAAUCACAUGAAGUAUUAUCUACCUUCAAUCCAAGAGAAGAAAUUAUGCCUAAUUAAUUAAAAAGGACUUCAAUUCUUGA
Medicago truncatula (barrel medic) is the source of this 835-nucleotide messenger RNA. RefSeq lists its product as uncharacterized. The transcript has 2 exons. NCBI's taxonomy places the organism in Eukaryota, Viridiplantae, Streptophyta, Magnoliopsida, Fabales, Fabaceae. Bases 124 to 621 code for a protein of 165 amino acids. The record is from RefSeq and is a predicted model, not a curated record.